Messenger RNA from Monoraphidium neglectum, 840 nucleotides. RefSeq lists its product as hypothetical. NCBI's taxonomy places the organism in Eukaryota, Viridiplantae, Chlorophyta, Chlorophyceae, Sphaeropleales, Selenastraceae. The record is from RefSeq and is a predicted model, not a curated record. The transcript has 2 exons. The coding region runs from base 1 to 840 and encodes 279 amino acids.
AUGUUUGGCCGCGAGGUGCGGCUGCGCGAGGGCAUGAAGCGGCUGCUCGCCACGCUGUGGUGGCACACGGGCGCCUCGCCGCCGGCGAGCACUGGGCUGACGGCGCAUGACGUCAUCGUGGGCCUCGAAAGCGGCACCCUAGACAUUGGCGCCCUGCUGCGCACCCUCACUACUCCCUCCAUCGGCGCCGCCGGCGCCGCGGCCUCGGCAGCCGCAGCUGCCACCAGCUCGCCCCCGCUGGCUACGGCCGGCUCGGGUGGCGACGGCGGCGGCGCUGCGCCGAGCAGCAGCGCCAGCACCCUCCUGGCCAUGCAGCUCGCAGCAUCGCAGCAUCAGCAGCGGCAGCAGCAGCAGCCGCCGCCGCAGCAGCUGGACCACUCACAGCAGCUGCAGCAGCCGCACCCCCAGCAGCAGCAGCACGCCCAGCGGGGCGAGGGCGGCUGCCCUGUGCCUGCAGAUGUGGUGCUGCUUUCUCCACCACUGAUGCCUGAGGGCAGCCUGCAGCAGCAGGUGGCACCUACAAACGCCGCCGCUUCAGGACAGCCGGCAGAUGGCAGCGCCGAGGCCGCUGGGGCCGCUGGGGCGGCUGCGCCGGCUUCUCGCGCGGUGCCCGUGAGCGCGGGCCAGCUGUCGGCGAUGCAGGCGGCGCUGAGCGGGGGCUCAUGGUCUUGGGGGCCCAACACGGCCGGGCCCACGAGCGACCAUGUGUUUGCAGGGUCCUGCGGGAGGGCAGGCCCGGGGUUAGCCCUACCUGGGGGGCCUGCUGCGUGGGGCUCACAGGCGCACGGCUCUGCGGCGGACGGCGCAGGCAGCGGCGCGUCCGCCGGGGCUGCCGAGUGA